Phlebotomus papatasi is the source of this 5981-nucleotide messenger RNA. RefSeq lists its product as uncharacterized. NCBI's taxonomy places the organism in Eukaryota, Metazoa, Arthropoda, Insecta, Diptera, Psychodidae. The record is from RefSeq and is a predicted model, not a curated record. The transcript has 7 exons. The coding region runs from base 632 to 1639 and encodes 335 amino acids.
AGUACCCAAUCGACCCUAGGUUUGAUAACACUAUCAAAAAAUUCUGUGUGAAGUACCUUACGAAAUUGAGGGGGCGAUUGAUUUCUCUCAUACGCGAUAUUCGCGGUUUUUUUUCACGCCUGAAAUUUAUGGAUUUUAGGUAGUUUGUGAAUGUUUUGAAAUAAGUAAAAUUUAGUAGAAGCAAAAAAAAGGAAAGCACUGAAAAUUGUGAAUUUAUGAUGUGAUUGUGGAUUUAACAAAAUUAACUAAUGUGUAAGGUAGAAUUGUGUUGAAGAACAGAAAAAGGGGUGUAUUUAAAUUUAAUUAAUUUCCUAUUAACAAUAUGCUUUAAGACACAUUUCACUCAAUAGUGCUCUAGCCCAUAGUAUUUUGGAUUACGAACUUUUGGGGUUGUUCAAUAACAUAAAACCAGGCAGCAUAAUUGGAGGACGAAUCCAGUUGGAGGAGAGUUGUUAACAAGCCAAGAAAAUUAUGACACGAUCAUCGUGGAACGAGGAAAUAAAAAAAGGAAUCGACACUGUUGGAGGGUUAAGUCACACCAACUAACGAGCACACAAACAGAACUGGGAAAGAAAGAGCUUUUGCAGAGAAACACCCUCACCCCACAAGAGCUUUCUUUCACAUCGUGAAAAUGAAAAUGUGGAAAUUGUGGCAAUGGAAGCAAAUUACAAUUGCGUGGACUCUCUUCACAAUUCUACAGAUGCUCAUCAACCGAGUGCUAUGCUUAAAGGAUCUGAAGAUAUCUGUACCAGAAGCUGUAGCUGAUGGAGACACUGUGACGCUAUCUUGCCAGUAUGACCUAGAAAAUGAUGCACUCUAUCUGAUACGAUGGUACUUAGAUGCUGAGGAGUUCUAUCGAUAUGUACCAAAGGAAGAGCCUCCAGCAAAAGUCUUUGAGAUAGUUGGUGUGUCUGUUGAUCUUAGAAAAUCAGAUGCCAAUAACGUGACAAUCAGAUCACUGACUCGGAAUCACACAGGAACUUAUCAGUGUGAGGUGUCUGCUGAUGCACCGCUCUUUCACACUGAACACCAAUCAGCGAAGAUGAUGGUAGCUUCCCUUCCGGAGUCACAGCCAGCAAUGUCGGUAUUUGGAGUGACGGCAGAUCCUUCGGGAAAGCGAGUGGUUCAGCUGGGUGACCGAUUUAAAGCCAGUUGCAUCUCAGGACCUUCAUAUCCGCCUGUCAAUUUCACAUGGAAAAUAAAUGGUGUCAAAUAUCCGUCCUCCACGUCGGGUUUUCGGGACAACGGAGGAGUCUCAAAAUCCUGGGAGACACGGGAAGCCUUCUCAGAGCUCCUCGUGAACGUAGACAAUGUCCUCAAUGGCGCCCACUUAACUCAUCAGGGCCACCUUUUUGUGAUGCAUUCCCAUCCUCGACGGAGUCUACAUCUCCGGUGUGAGACCAACAUAUUCACCCUCUAUCGCGGAGCUGCAGAGAUAACCAUGGAAGUGCAGGAGGAUAAUCCACCGACCUAUGGUGGCAAAGUUAGCCCCACAACGGAUCAGCGUGGUGGCGCGAAAAGCGGUGAUCCUGACAAUUCAGCCCUCAAAGGGAGUGCCAUCCUCCUGGGCGGUUGCCACAAGUGUCUGGUCUUCCGCAUCAUUCUAUUCUGGCUUGUGAUUGUCUUUUGUUUCUUAUAACUCCAGGACUCGAUGUGGACCCUUCCCAUUUCACCAUGAAGGAUUGUUCUCUCGAAGCACUUAAUGGGCUAUGCAGAGGAUUACUCACACUCCUCUUGUCCCAAAUGAAGAGACUAUAAAUUGUAUUUUAUCCCAUCUUAGCGUCACUAUAAAAUGCUGUGUAUUGCCGUACAACGGACUGGGCAAAUCUCUAUAGAAGUAAGAGUGUAUAAAAAAAAAAGUCGAGAAGAAUGUUCUCACAAUUACCCAGGAGUUUUUCACCUGAGAUUUAUUGAGGAACUUUCGCGUGUGAGAACUUAGUAAAAUUUCAUAGUGACAUGAUUUGAGCUACAGUGAUAAAAAUCAUUUCAAACAUAGAGUUUGUAAAAAUCACGAGAGUAAGUUUUUUAACUGUCAAAACUUUGACUGUUAAUCGUAAAAUUUGAGGAAAGUUACCUGUAUAAAGUUAUUUUGAAAUUUUAAAUGCGAAUUUGUAUACAAGAAUUUUAGUAAGUUUUCCAAACACUUUAAAUUCACUCUAAAGUUACUUUGAUAAGAGAGAUAUAGAAUGGUGACUGUUAAAGUUUGACUAAUAAAGUUCAUUUUCAGCAUUAGUUGAUUUCAUUACCCUAAGGACUUUAUAUGGAAAUCUAAUGGUAAGUUCAGAGAACUUGCGUAGGAAUAAAAAAUCCCGUUAAGACAAAAAUUGCGAUAAUACUCUUUUUAGAAUGGAUAAUCGUUAAGUAAAAUUGGCUGUCUAGUGAAUUAUUCCGACUAUCUCUAAUAGGCCUAUAACAAAUUAAAUGAGAAGAUUUGCAGGCAUUACAGGUCUUGAAAAAAUAAGAAAAGUAUAACCGACUUGAAAUGAUGAUUUUUGUUUUAAAAUUCAAAAAUUUGAACAAAAUCCUUAAUUAAUCUGAAAAGUCCUUAGAAAUCGUAAAGUAUCGCUUUACAGCCGAUCUACUAAAUCUUGUAUCAAUAUAUUCGGUAAAUUCCACAAAAUAUCAUUCAAACUUUAAAAAAAAAUACUGGUUUAACUAUAGUUUGAUCCUUCAAGAACGAGGGAUCAGCAAAAUUCCUUUCUGAUUAUUUAAAGGCAAGCAUAAUUUUAGAUGAUCGGAUGAUUUUUUUGGUAACCGAAGGCCGUAUAAUUAUAUAGGCGCAAAUACGAAUUUACGAACGCAUGAUCUAAUACUCAGGGGAGGGUGGGCUGGUACUGAAAUAUCUGACAAACUUAUCAUACAAUGUCAUUUUAUAGAUUUUUAGACCCAGAUCCGCUUAUGUAAAAAAAACACUCUUUACAAUGCCCCUUUUAACCAUUUAUUUCUAAGAGGAGAAAGCGUAGGGACCGUAGGGGCAAGUGGGGCAAUUUAAGAUAUGCAUGACUUUCGAAAAUAUAAAAUUUGGAAAUUAUUAAUCGUAUCGGAAUAUUUUGUUGCAAUGUUGCAAUCUAUGGGCAGAGUCGGUGCAUUUAUAUUACGUUUUAUCACAGUGAAAAUGUCUUUUAUUGACAUUCAGUUGCUUGCAAUGGGCGGGACUCGAACUCACAACUUUGAGAUUUGUGUCAGAGAUCUUAUCCGCCCAAGAUCCAACGGUCUUGCCUAUGGCGCCACUGAGAUCUCCAAUUUUGGAAUAAUAAAUUGCAAUAAGCAAUAUACUGAAUGCAAAACAAUCAGUACAUUUUCAAGUAGCCAAUAUCCAAAAGUUAGUAGCUGAACACAGCUUGAAUGUAGAUCAUAAACGUUUCGCUAAUCGGUCGAGAACAAACUUCAGCUUACAGGAAACUAUAAAACCUUGUCCUACCGGUGCUAAGCUUAUCUGGUGCUAAGUUACAACCAAUUACGGGUUUUGGACUGGUUUAAGGCUCAUCACCAUACGAACCUGUUACGUAUAUCUAUCCCCAAUUCCGUAUAUCAAUUAAACUGGAGUCUUGAUCUACAACCAAUUGCCGUUCUUGAUCUGACUCAUUAUCUGUCACCACUCGAGCCUGUUACGCACCACUGUUCUACAAUUCCGCAACCGAGACGCCAUCUCAUGGUCCACGCCAUCGGUCCAUCUGAGUCUGGUUCGGCCUCAUUUCCUUGAAGCAUAGAGUCUACCACUGACGACCUUUUAGGUUGAUUCGUCCUCAUCCUUGCGGACCAGAUGACCAGCCUACCGGAGCCUAUUGAUGCGUAUUUUCUUGACAAGAAUUACCUCUCGGUAGCGUUCAUAUAUCUCAUGGUUGUAUAGACUCCGGAAUCAUCCCCCCUCACAUACGGGGCUAUCCAUCGUAGAAUCGAUAGAUAGAGGCUCUCCGGUGAUAUCCAGUGGAUUUAAAGUUAUCUCACAAAAAAAACACUUUUUCAAUAUUGCCCAGAGCUUUCGGUCCUGGAUAUGGACAUUCUUCAGUAGCCGACUAAACUAUUCCGCUGAAGAGGACCAUAUUCAGGACCGAAAGUUCUGGGCAAGAUUGAAGAUUCUUUUUAUAAGGUGACUUCUAAUCAACUGACUAUCACCGGAGAGUCCCCUAUCUAUACGAGUACGUAUCACUCCAGUCCUUCAUCUAAGAGUACGCAAUUCUUUUUGCUUAGGUCCCACGUUUCAGACGAAUACGAUCAUAGUCCUAUACUGUAGUAGCUUUGGCGUUAUGCUUAAGGUUCUGGAUCGGAAAAUUCUUGACAGACUGAAAUAAGGCCUGACGAAGCAGUUAACUACAUCAAAGUUGCAGUCCUUCAUUAGGAGUAUUGGGAGCCUUAUUUAGCCGAUGUUUGUCGUAGAUGUUGCUGGACUUCCUGCUGACUAGGCCAUUAUGUAUUUUGUUUUGCCUUCAUUUAUCUGUAGCCUCAGACUUCGUAUGGCUUGUUUAAUCUAGAAGUCUUGUAAAACCCUGAGAUUGCGUGCCAGGAUAUCAAUAUCGUCAGCAUAGGCUAGGAGCUGAGUGGCCAUAUUGAGAAUGAUCCCUUCAUGCUCAUGCCGAAGUCAUGGAUCGCUUUAUCCAGUGCCAGGUUGAAAAGACGCACGAUAGUCUUUCCGUUUUUCUGAGCGAAUUGUUCACACAGACCCCCCGUGACAACGAUCCGUUCGCCUUAACUUUGCUCCAGACAUCGAUCAUGGAUCAUGGUCAUCGUAAUCAGUUUUGUCAGUUUGAUAAGCUUACUCAAUGAAAUCGGAUCAUGAGAUCUCCCCCUAAAGCCUUGCUUGGCUAGAUCAUUGUAAUCUUCACGAAUCAGAUGGCUAGCCUACCCAUGCCCGUUGAUAUUAAAGUCAUCAUAGCAAUGUUGUUGUGAAACACUUUUACAUCCUAGUGUAUAAAAAUCAAUCAUUCUCUUUUUAUCACACACUCUCUCUCUGGGGCCCACCAAAAUUACAAAGGACAAAGUAACCGCACUCUAAAACCAGACCUGGAGCUGGUAUCAUCUCAAAUUAUUUUCGUUCUCUAAAAAUCUCCUCAAUAUUAUACAAUAAUGUUUAUAAAAUAUUUUGCAGUAUUUCUUUGUUAAGAAUAGGAAAAAGUGGGGCACCCUUGCAUUGCAGCACCUUCGACUUCGACAUAAAGUUAACUGGGUUAACAAUUGUCAAAUUCGUCACCCGCAAUACUCCUUCAUAUGGAAAUGAACUCUGUUUAUCAAACGUCAAAAACAACAUGAUAAAUCUCACUUAUCAAAGUAUCUAAUAGCCAAAAAAAAAUUUAAGGUCAAUUCUCAAAUAAACUAAUUCUUCAAUGAGGUAAAAGAAAAAUAGAAAAAAAGAGAGAAGAUAAUAUUUAACUCCAGGAAGAUUCACAUAAAUGUCGCUUUAUUUGGUUAUACCAUCAGUCACUCUUUUGUGUAAAUAAAUUGAGUAUAGAUAUGGUCAGAAAGAGGCAUCCCACAUGAACUACAAACUACAUAUAUAUACAUAUAUACAUAUAAAAUACUAAAUAAUAUAAAUAUCAUGGAUUGUAUACAGAGUGGAUAAUGAAGGUAAUAUUUGUUUUCAAAUAGCACUAAUCGACUAGCUAAUCCCAUAUUGACUUCUGUAAUGUAAUCAACAGUGUUGAUAUUGCAUUAAGCCCACGAUAUACAUAAUAAUACUGUGUAAUAGUAAGUGAGGGUGGAAAAUUGAGGAAAAAAGAUGAUUGGAAAUGCGAUAUAGGGGUGUUAUAAUAUUUUAACAAACAGAGAUAAUGCUGUGAAUGGAAAUGGGUGGGAUUGUUGUUUAUUUGGAAUAAAUGCAUAUAAAUUGUUUUGUCUACCAGAAAAAAAAAAAUCUUUAGAAAAACAGGUGUAAUAUUAAUUUAAAGAAAAAUGUUUGGAAGAUUAAGACGUAAGGAUGACUGUACGAAGAAAACAACAUAAGGAAAUUUGUAGAAAUUAAAUAAAAAAAAUAAUUUCAAUAAUUA